Molecule: messenger RNA, 520 nt
Organism: Cladocopium goreaui
Lineage: Eukaryota; Dinophyceae; Suessiales; Symbiodiniaceae
Source: the annotation of a GenBank genome assembly
GGGUGACCUCAAUACCCGCGUGGACGCCUCCCGGGACGACGUGGAUGCCUGGUUGGCCGCCAAGCAAUUCGACCGCUGUAUGGCGGCCGAUCAGUUGCUGCCUCUACUGAAAGGCGAUUCAGGUCAUGCCAGCCCGUGUGGCCUUUGGCCCGACUUUCAAGAGGCGCAGAUCAACUUUCCACCCACUUACAAGUUCGACAAAUACUCCGAGGUUUACGAUUCCUCCAAAAAGCGACGAGUUCCCAGUUGGACGGAUCGUAUCCUCUGGAAGAAGGACCCCGGCAUCAAAUCGCUGAGUUACAACUCGGUACCAACGCUGCAAUGCUCCGACCAUCGCCCGGUCUUUGGGCAAUUCGAGGUGAAGGUUGACUUGAAUUGGUCAGGUCCACCACCUUCUGCCAGGAAAAGCUCGGUGUGCACAGUGCAGUGAGGUACCAGCCCUGUCAUCGCCGAGGGUUGACCUGUCCGGAUGGAUCCCAAGCGAUUUGCUGGGAGACAAUGCAGGCGCAGGAGACUUUGG